Anarrhichthys ocellatus (wolf-eel) is the source of this 2108-nucleotide messenger RNA. It is a transcript of the gene tmem54a, whose product is annotated as transmembrane protein 54a. The record is from RefSeq and is a predicted model, not a curated record. Lineage: Eukaryota; Metazoa; Chordata; Actinopteri; Perciformes; Anarhichadidae. The transcript has 6 exons. Bases 118 to 873 code for a protein of 251 amino acids.
GUGUGUGCAGGUGAGCGGCAGUGGAAGAAAACAACGACGGACCAAAAACGUAUUGUCACAACAGCUGUCAGACAUGACUUCUAUACAACUUGUACACUAAUAUGAUCCAAGGUUGACAUGAAAUCCACCAUGGGGAAUUUAGGGGUAUGCUGUUCCAACCUCAAGGACAACAAAGCCCUGAUGAAGAUGGGGCUGGGGCUGGUGCUGGUGGGCCAUGUUAACUUCCUUCUUGGAGCGCUGGUGCACGGCGCUGUGCUCAGGCACAUCAAUGUGCACUCUCUGGCCCGGACCAUGGUGUACGCCAUCUCUAAUGUCAUUGCUAUUGUAGCAGGCCUGGUGGGAAUUAUUGGUGGAAUAACUGCCAUCGUCCUGUCCAAAAACAAGAGGAACAGGAUCCUGCAGUGGGUCCUUCUGGUCUUCAGCUUCCUGGCAGGUCUCUUGUCGGUCGCCUCCACCCUGGGCUUGUCAGUAUCAAUGGUGAAAGCCAUCAUUAACAAAGGACGGGGCCUGCUAACACACUGCACGUUUUCUGGCGAGGAUCACAGCUCUUCCAGCAUCACGUACGAAUGCCCCUUCGACCCCACCCGGAUCUAUGGCACCACAAUCAUUCUGUGGGUGCCUCUCAUCUUGAUAUCGCUGGUGGAAAUGGUGUUUUCCUUCCGCUGCUUUGCUGCCUGUACGUCAUUCCUCUACCUCUGUCCGUGCAGGAGGCGGCCGACCCGGGGCAGGAGAUUUCAGGCGCAUGGCCAGGGAGCUGUUGAAACGCCGCCAUCGCCUCCAGAACGAGAUCCAGAGAGCGAUGCUGGAACUGAGCCUGCAGAGCAGGAUGAACUGCUGGACGACACUGCAGUGGAGCAGAGUGCAUGGCUCUGAAGCAGCUAAACCUAAUGAUAGGUUGCAAACUGCUUGUCCUGACUGGAUGACAUGAAACAUCUGAAGGUUUUGUAUUGAGCGUGUCUGUUACAGAUUAUAUGUCUGAAGAAGAAAGACAUUUGUUCGACUUGAAGUCAGCAAUGGCAUUUUAUUUCUCUGAUAAAAUACUGCCGUUGGUUUGGUUUUAAAAUAUGAGAUAUUGUUUGUAUGUAUUGGGGUAUUGUCUUGAAAAUAAAUAGAGCACUGUCACCUGUAUCUUGAAUUUGAAAGACAUUAAAUGUAGCAGAGUCAAUCAUUUUAUCAGACGUAACACUUUAUAAACAAUCUUAUUUCGAAAAAUGUUAAAACAAAACUACGUAACUUUUCAGGGCAGUUUUUAUUGGUGUAAAAAAGUGUUCAAUGCACACUGGGGUCUGUCAGAUUUAAAUGACACUUUUCAGAAUACAAAUAUAUACAACAAAUUAAUUCUGUACUCUGGAUAUUUAAGUCCAAAUUUAAGUGGAAUCUAAGCCUGACACCAGCAAUUAAUGUGACAGGACCCAAACAAUUUCUAUAUUUUGUGGCAGGAGUCCGAAAAAGAUGAAGACGUCAAUGUUUAAAAGGACACAUACUAAAUUACGACCUAAAAUAUAGAACUGUAAUUUCACUUGCCUUGUGCCAUGUAAAAAAAGCUAUUCAGGUAUACACAACCCUCUUAACCCCUCUUGGUGACCUUAGCAGAGACACAAAUGUAUUACAGAAAAGGAUCUAUUGUAUAAACAUGCUUCAACUGCAUUUUUUUAAAGACACAUGACACAAGUGGGACUGUAAGACAUAACAGAGUAGCCAAAAAUAUCUAUGAUUUAAAUAAAUUAAAUCCAUCAGAUAUAAAAGCAUACAUGUACUAAGCCAUUUUUACAGAGUUACAUCACAAGGGAAAAGCAAAAGUCAUAGAAUAAAAAGAUUAAUAAAAAAUGAAAAAGCAUACAAAAAACAAUACUCAGUUUGACCUCAGUCCAUAAACGGGUACGGUUGAAAAGGUGUCCUAGAAAACAUUUGGAUCCCCCAUCCCAUUCUGAGGGGGGUGGGGUCUCAUUACAAAGAUAUAGUUCUUCACGUACUUCGACAGCAGCAGCCUGGAAAGAUGUUUUAUUCAAAACAAUCUCGCUUUAAGAUGCGUUCUGAUCCGUUGCCUUGGCAUCAAUGGCUGCUGAGGACCUCAGGGUGUCUUGGACUCCUCUUUUGGCCUAAAAGGA